Molecule: messenger RNA, 1371 nt
Organism: Lichtheimia ornata
Lineage: Eukaryota; Fungi; Mucoromycota; Mucoromycetes; Mucorales; Lichtheimiaceae
Exons: 4
Coding region: 1-1371 (456 amino acids)
Biological process (GO): spliceosomal snRNP assembly
Cellular component (GO): Cajal body
Molecular function (GO): U2 snRNA binding; U1 snRNA binding
Source: RefSeq, a predicted model, not a curated record
AUGCGUAUCGCGCUCGAGACCAGAAAGCCUCUUCCACAAUACAAGUGCUGGUAUGCUUACGAUGCCAAAAAGAAUGCGACUGUCAACGAUCUACGACGUGCCAUCAACAAGGAUCUCAAGCUUGUCCAGUCCAGCCGCGAUCUAGAACUCAAGGGAGGUUCCUUUGCUUUUCUUCCACAAUUGCCUCUCAAGGGAUUGAUCCAAGACGAUGACAUUAUCACUAUCAAGUUUGACAAGCAUAACAAGAAACGCGUGGUGAAGAAGACUACAGUGCGUGCCAAGGUGGAAAAGCCAAAGAAGAGCGACAAGCGAUCGACAAUGGAUAAGAAGAGCAGCAAUGAAAAGAAGAGAAAAGCCAUCGACACCGAGGACGACAAGCCCAAAAAGAAGCGUAAAGAGAAGGAGACAACUUCACCCAGCAAGCCAGAGACGACAACAACAGCAGCAGCAGCAGCAUCGAACGAUGGUCUUACAAAGACACAAAAGAGGAACCGACGCAAAGCCAUCAAACGAAUCAAACAGCGUGAAGAGCAAGAGAAGCUGAAACAACAACAACAACAACAGACAAAGCAAAAGAACGUGAUCGAGACAACCCACGACGAGGAUAAAACAGCAUCAUCAGAGCACCUUCUCAAAUUCAACAAGAACAAACGCAAAGAUUUCCUCAAAGUACAAAACAAAAAGAAGCGUGAACACGUACGAUUUGACGGCAUCCAAGAGGAAGAGGAGGAGGAGGAGGAGGAGUGGGAAGCACCCGACGAGAUUACAGCUACUACCUAUGAUGAUCAAUACGAUGCAUAUGGAUAUGAGAUGGAGGAUCAUGAGAAUCUUUAUGGAGCAGCGUAUGUGACAUCGGUUGAGGCAGAUCAACGAUACAAGGGUGAAAAGAAAGAAGGCAAAUCGUAUCCUAUCGAUCACAUGGCCGAUCAUUUUUAUGCUGAAGCACCACCGUCAUCAGAGGAUGUUGAGGAAGAUGAAAUUGAAAUCACCCAAGAAGAGCAGCAGCAGCAGCAACCUAUUCAACGCAACUAUGAAGAGCUUCCCAAACUCGGAUUUUCUGGUUCUUCCAUUCCUGCUGUGGGGGAUUUAAUCGCAUUCAAGCUGCUUUCUAUGACAGAGGCAUAUACACCAGAGAUUUCGGAUUGGAAGGAAGCCAAGGUGCUCUCUUUGGAUACCGAUGGGCAACCAUCCAUUACAGUCGAAUACCAACCAGGAUUUUUGUUAAAGAAGCAUCAUGGAAAGUUUGAUUUACCGGAUGAGGAAGAAGACGAGGACGAGGAGGGCGACGAAGAGAAUGAAUUUGCAAAGGACCAAACAAUGACCUAUACCGAUUCGGAUAUUGUUGACAUGCGAAAAGUAGUAGAAGAAUGA